UAAUAAUUAUGAUCAAUGGGGAUCGAUAAUUUAUUUAUUUUGUAAGUUAGGGUUUCAAUUUCUUGUCGGUAUUUCAAAAUUGUAAGGAAUGUUUUAAUUUAAUUGCUCAAUUGGUGCUUCCCAUUUCUUGAUUUUGUGGGAUUUAAUCCAUAUAGAUUUUUAUUUAUGUGUGUAAAUUUGAAUAGAAAAUUGUGAUUCUUGGUGUUGAAUAUUUGGUUGUUGAAAUCUUGAAGUGGGGUUGUUUAGUUAUCAUGGAUCAUGUUGUGGGUGGGAAAUUUAAGCUUGGAAGGAAGAUUGGAAGUGGGUCUUUUGGUGAGCUUUAUUUAGGUGUGAAUUUACAGAAUGGAGAAGAAGUUGCCAUUAAGCUGGAAUCUGUCAAGACAAAGCACCCUCAACUGCACUAUGAAUCAAAAAUAUAUAUGCUUCUCUCAGGAGGAACUGGAAUUCCCAACCUUAAAUGGUUUGGAGUCGAAGGCGAGUACAAUGUAAUGGUCAUAGACCUUCUUGGACCGAGCUUGGAAGACCUCUUCAACUAUUGUAAUAGGAAGCUUUCUUUGAAAACAGUUUUGAUGCUUGCAGAUCAGCUAAUUAAUAGAGUUGAAUACAUGCACUCUAGAGGAUUUCUUCACCGUGACAUAAAGCCAGACAACUUUCUAAUGGGCCUUGGUCGCAAAGCGAAUCAGGUAUAUGCAAUUGACUUUGGACUUGCCAAAAAGUAUAGGGACCUCCAGACUCACAAGCAUAUACCAUACAGGGAAAACAAGAAUCUGACAGGCACAGCUCGGUAUGCCAGUGUCAACACACACCUUGGAGUCGAGCAAAGCAGAAGAGAUGAUUUGGAAUCUCUGGGAUAUGUGCUUAUGUAUUUUCUUAGAGGAAGUCUUCCAUGGCAGGGAUUGAAAGCUGGUACUAAGAAGCAGAAAUAUGAUAAAAUAAGUGAGAAGAAGAUGCUGACACCAAUAGAGGUGCUUUGUAAAUCAUAUCCGUCAGAGUUUAUAUCAUACUUCCAUUAUUGUCGGUCAUUACGGUUUGAAGAUAAACCUGACUAUUCAUAUUUGAAGAGGCUUUUUAGGGACUUGUUUAUUCGUGAAGGUUAUCAGUUUGACUAUGUGUUUGAUUGGACCAUUUUGAAGUAUCCUCAGAUUGGUGCCAGCUCUAGAGGACGUAAUAUUAGUGGAAGUGCGCCGCUAAAUGCUGUGCCAUCUGCUGAAAGACCGGGAAGGACAUCAGUGGGACAGGAUAUUCGAGACAGGUUUUCUGGUGCCGUUGGAGCGUUUGCCCGGAGGAAUGGUUCUGGUUCUGGUAAGCUAGGGGAACACUCCAGACACAAAACUUCAGAUGAUAUACCUUCAUCUAAAGAUGUGCAAGCUGACUCAGAAAGAGGCCGUACCGCGAGAAAUUGCAGUUCAUCCAGAAGGGCUGCAAUUUCAAGUAGCAGACCGAGCUCUUCUGGUGAACCUACCGACAGUCGUGCAAGUAGCAGAUUAGUGUCAAGCAGUGGCCGGUUAUCUGGCACACACAGGAUUCAUUCUGGAGUUGAACCGAAACCAUCAUUGUUCUCCCGAACUUCACUUACAAAGGGAAGCCGUGAUGACCCUCUUCGGAGCUUUGAGCUUCUUUCAAUCAGGAAGUAAAGGGAUGGACUUGUAAAGAUAAAUUUUCUCGCUGUUUGUAUCUUGUCGUCCUAUAUAAGGAUGUCUCUACAUGAAAACUAAAGCUUUAAUCCAACUUUUCAUUAUAACUUGGUUUGUUUCGUGAAGAGUUUCUGGUAACGCUUUUUAGGCUCAUCUAAAGAAGUGAUGAGUAAUAUGUACCAAGUUGAAUAGUUAUAUUGAAUAUUCAUAAUGAUGUACGAAUGUGUGGUGGAAA
Molecule: messenger RNA, 1869 nt
Organism: Capsicum annuum
Lineage: Eukaryota; Viridiplantae; Streptophyta; Magnoliopsida; Solanales; Solanaceae
Product: casein kinase 1-like protein 7
Biological process (GO): peptidyl-serine phosphorylation; signal transduction; endocytosis
Cellular component (GO): nucleus; cytoplasm
Molecular function (GO): ATP binding; protein serine/threonine kinase activity
Source: RefSeq, a predicted model, not a curated record